CCGAACGGAGACCACAUGCGCCUAUUUAAGGAGCCGCGCGACGCGACUUCAGCACCACUUCGCUGUCCACCCGUCCCGAGGCGAGCCAAUACCUUCAAGUUCACGCGCGCCCGAGAGCCCACAGCUUUUGCCAACAACAUGCCGAGGUCUUUUCUCGUGGAUUCGCUCAUUUUAAGGGAGGCCAACGAGAAGGGGAGCGAGAACAACACGCCUCUGUUUCCCUACGCCGUGCACUCGCCGCACCACGCGCACGGGCUGCCGGGCUCCUGCCACUCCAGGAAAGCCGGGCUGCUGUGCUUCUGCCCGCUGUGCGUAACCGCGUCCCAGCUCCAUCCGUCUCCGCCGACGCUGCCGCUCCUCAAAGCAUCUUUUCCUCCCUUCUCCUCGCAGUACUGCCACUCCUCCGCCCUGUCCAGGCAGCACUCCUCAUCCAACAGCCUCAGCCACGCGCCGGGGAUUUACCAAGCUGCCUAUUCGGUGCCAGACCCGCGCCAGUUUCACUGCAUCUCCAUCGAAAACACCAACGGCAAACUUCAGAGCAGCAAGCGCAUGCGCACAGCCUUCACCAGCACGCAACUUUUGGAGCUGGAGCGAGAGUUCACCUCCAACAUGUACCUAUCCAGACUGAGGCGCAUCGAGAUCGCCACGUACCUGAACUUAUCCGAGAAACAGGUGAAAAUCUGGUUCCAAAAUCGCAGAGUCAAGCACAAAAAGGAGGGCAAGAGCAGCGGCCAGAGGACUGGAACACAUAACUGCAAAUGCGCGUCCAUGUCAGCUGCAAGAUGCUCGGAGGAAGAGGAGGAUGACAUCCCCAUAUCUCCAUCGUCGUCCGAAAAGGAGGAUGUGGACCUGUCAGUCUCCCCCUGAGCUGUAUCUCUGACAGAUUUUGCUCCUCAUGGCCAAAAAGAAAGGAA
Messenger RNA from Thalassophryne amazonica, 914 nucleotides. RefSeq names its product GS homeobox 1 (gene gsx1). Gene Ontology annotation, molecular function: sequence-specific double-stranded DNA binding; DNA-binding transcription factor activity, RNA polymerase II-specific. The record is from RefSeq and is a predicted model, not a curated record. Gene Ontology annotation, biological process: regulation of DNA-templated transcription. Gene Ontology annotation, cellular component: nucleus. Bases 16 to 867 code for a protein of 283 amino acids. NCBI's taxonomy places the organism in Eukaryota, Metazoa, Chordata, Actinopteri, Batrachoidiformes, Batrachoididae. The transcript has 2 exons.